Molecule: messenger RNA, 1877 nt
Organism: Lycium ferocissimum
Lineage: Eukaryota; Viridiplantae; Streptophyta; Magnoliopsida; Solanales; Solanaceae
Exons: 2
Coding region: 1-1743 (580 amino acids)
Cellular component (GO): cytoplasm
Molecular function (GO): protein binding
Source: RefSeq, a predicted model, not a curated record
AUGUCGAGACCGGCAGCAACAACAACAUCGCCGGCGAUGACGUCAUCAACUAUAAAACCAGUAGAUUACAAACAUAGCCCUGUACAUUACGCCGUCGUUUUAGGCGAUCACUCUACUCUAACCAAACUCGUCUCUUCUCUUCCUAAACUCGCUAAUCCAACUCAGAUACACACCGAGUCCGACUCACUUUCACAGGAAAAAUUCGCUGAUCAAAUCUCAACCGUCCUUGACCGACGUGAUAACCCUAACCGUGAAACUCCGUUACAUCUAGCCGUCCGUUUGAAUGACGUGUACGCUGCUCGUACACUCGCCGUUGCUGGUGCUGAUAUUUCGUUACAGAAUGCUAAUGGUUGGAAUGCUUUACAGGAAGCAAUUAUGCGGCGAUGUUCUGAUGUUGUUUCGGUUUUAGUACAGCAUCAUCAUUUAGGUGCUUGGUCUAAAUGGCGUCGUCGUUUACCUCGUCUUGUUGCUGUUCUUCGUAGAAUGCGUGAUUUCUACAUGGAAAUUAGUUUCCAUUUUGAGAGUUCUAUUGUUCCGUUUGUUGGAAAAAUUGCACCUUCUGAUACCUAUAAGAUCUGGAAACGUGACGGUAAUUUAAGAGCUGAUACAUCAUUAGCUGGUUAUGAUGGAUUGAAAGUUCAACGAGCUAAUCAGAGUUUUCUCUUUCUCGGUGACGGUGACUUCAAUUUCGAUAUUCCAGCUGGUUCAUUGCUUGUUUUGAAUCACGAUGAACGUAAAAUGUAUGAUGCUUUUGAGAAUGCUGGUUCUCGUUUAAGCGAUUCUGAUAUAUCGAGUUUCUGUAAUCAAACAAGUGUUUAUCGACCUGGAAUGGACGUAACUAAAUCAACACUAGUUAGUCGUACAAAUUGGAGAGGUCAAGACAAAACGGAAAAUGUUAAUGAAUGGAAAGCUAGGGUUUAUGAUGUGAAUAACGUUGUUUUCAGUUUCCGAUCACGGAAAAUCACCGGAGCUGAAAGUGAACAAGUUCUUCCAUUAGAUUUAGAACUAGAAGAAGAUUCCGAUGACGGUUUCCUCGUAGCAGAGAAUCCACGGUUUAGCGUAUGUGACAGACAAAGACGCCACAGCAGUUUCAUUAGAGAAGAAAGAGAGUUCGUUACAGUUUCUCGGAAAAGUGUUGAUAUUAUACCGGAGCCACGGCGGAGAACGGCGGCGGCGGCGAUACCGGUUGCGCCGUUACCGAAUACGAAGGAGAAAGAGUAUGUGAAGAGUUUGAAACCGUCAGUUUGGUUAACGGAACAGUUUCCGUUAAAGACGGAGGAGUUGUUGCCGUUACUUGAUAUAUUAGCUAACAAAGUUAAAGCCGUUAGACGAAUGAGAGAGCUGUUAACUACCAAGUUUCCUCCAGGGACAUUUCCAGUAAAGUUGGCAAUACCCGUGGUCCCCACAGUGAGGGUAGUAAUCACAUUCACAAAGUUUGUGGAGUUACAACCAAUUGAACAGUUCUACACUCCAUUUUCAAGUCCAAGGCACCUUCUUCAUGGUGGUAGUGAGGAUGAUACUUCAGGCACCAAUUACCAUUCACUUCCAUCAUCGUCGUCUUCAUCGUCAUCAUCGUGGCUGUCGAGAAGCAAUAGCAGGUCGACGAGUAAGCAGCCACAGCAGAGCUGCAAUGGUGGACAACAAGCAGAUCCAUUUGCAAUACCUAGUGGUUAUAGUUGGAGUAGUUUUGAUGAGAAGAAUAGGAAAAUGAAGAAAUCUAAGUCUACUAGGAGAACUAAGUGAUUGUCUUACUAGUAGUAAUUCUUUUUAACUUCGAAUGUGAUCAAACUGCUCUGUGUUUUUUUUUUUUCAAUUACUUCCUAAUUUCUAAUAUAGUUUGUAGAUAUUAAGGAGAAUCUAACUUUGAAUCUCCUAAA